AGCCACAAGGGUGAAUAGCUUCAUCCUCUCACAAUUUCAGUUGUCGCGGUCUCUGCCAAGCUCGCACCUCUCUUCACUGGAGAUUGAUCAUCAUCAUUAGAAGAAGAAGAGGCAGCACAGCAUCACCAUGGUGAAGAGACGAGAAGUAAGCCGCUCCAAGUCCUUAUCCGCCAAACGACCGUCGAAGGCUGGAGACUUGCGGGCGAAACCAAGGACGAGUACGAGAAGUGGAAGGACUGGGCGACUUAGCAACAAGAAUGCCACCGUUGCUUCCAACGAUGUCGACAAGAACGAUCUCACGGAUAUUGAGAUCGAGGCAGCAAUGCCUGCCACUCGAUCCAGCUUGAACGUAUCAAAGACAAACCAAAAUGUGUCAAUCUUCAAGAGAACACUCAGUGCCGAUGCCUGGGGAUCUAUGCAGCAACAACCAAGAGAAGAGGAGAAACCAACCAAGAAUGCUUCCUGGUUGUCGCCUAAGCGAUCCUCCCGAUUAGAGCGUGCCUUGUCGUUUCGAGCUUUUAGUAAGAAGCUUGUGGGUAGCAACAAGUCGCUAGCUAUGGAAGGCCUCGGCGGUGGCGGUCAUGAUUCCUUCAACUUCUCGGUGGAUAUGCUUUCGGAUUCGGACAAAGACAGCAACGGCAGCAACGGCAACAAUAAGAGCAAGGGCGUGGAGACUGCUGGUACUUCGGCUCCUCGGGCCAGUCUCUACACUUCGUCUCCUAGCCAUCGAAGUCUGAUGGCAGAUCCCCUGGCUCCUCGUCAAGGGCUGUAUACGUCGUCUCCCACAAAGCGAGGUCUCGCGUUAGAUGAAGAUGAUGAUGGUCAGGAUCCAAGUGAUCUGUCCUCUCCCGCCGGACUCUAUCCCCGUGCCUCCUUGUCCUCAUUGAGUUCACCCGUGCGAGAACCAUAUCAUCAGAGACCCUCGGAUGUUGCCAGCAUUGCCAUCAAUAGCUUUUACCAUCAUGGCGAUGACGACGAUGAUAGCUAUGCUCCCACAACCGCUGCAGAUGCUGUGGAGAUUCGACUUCGAGAGCUUCAGCACCAGCACAAAGGUUCAGCCAGGAUGGGUUUGCUCCGAUCCAGUUCCAUGAAGCGAGUGACGUCCAUUGGUUCGAGCAGCCAAAGUAACAACAGUUCCUUAUCUCCAAAACCAACCACACUCAGAAGGAACCACUCUGGAGCAUCAAUCAAGAGAACAUCCUUGGAUGACCUGCGUCCUCCGAAUCUGUACCGCGCAACUUCUGCCUCAUCCAAUGGCGCGGCUCCAAGAAAACGGCCGACGCUGGAUCUUUUUCUUGGUGGUUGCAACCAGGACGACGAUGAUGAGGCGCUUACCCGCGCUUCAGAUCAUGACGAUGCUGUGGUAGAGAACAUGCUGGCAGGUCUGGGUACUGUAAAGAGGGAUUCAGGUCGUGCCAAGCAUACGGAUGAAGAGGCAGGCUUGUCACCCCGCAACAGCAAUCAUAGCAGGCGUGGUUUGUCAUCCCACAGCAGCAAUCAUAGCACCAAUGCAUCAGACGACGAUCGUGAUGGCAACGACUGUUCGAGCAAUGACGAAGAGUAUGACAACUUUGUGCUACGCACUUCAAUCCGUAGCAGCCGCACCAGGAAUUCCACCCAUAGUAAUCAGGAAUGGAGAAACAAUACAAAAGACUUCUUCCGAGAUGAGUACCAAGACAUUAUGAAAGACAUUGUGGUGCGACAGGAAGAUGAGGCUGCUGCCACGUUGAAUGAUAUGCCCAAUUUGGACUGCACUGUGGGUGCUCCCAAGUCGCGGAGGGCGAGUCUCCAAGGUGUCCAUGAUUCCUUUCUGAUGUUUUCUCGCAAGCAAGCGGAUUGGAACAACGUUGACCAGUCCGUCAACCUCAUGGACGCCAGUUCGAUUGCCAAUCUGGACUACGAUCAUACCGCCGAAUCCUUUGGCAAAUCCUAUCGCAGAUCAUCCAUUCAUCAGUUUCAGAGUCCUUACCAGAAGGAGACCAUGUUGCAGAAAUGCCAAAGGCGAGUCACGGCCAGUUGUCCCAUUACCGUAACUACAGCAUGCCACAGAGAUCCUCGAAAACGCAACUUUGUUCUUCUGCUUUCUCUGCUGCUGAUUGGAAUGGCUUGUACGGCAUACACUGUCAUUCCAAUGAUAGCUUCAGACAUCAAAAACAAGAAAGAACACGGUGCGACAUUGCCACCAUUGAGCCGCGUCGAACAGUUCCAGUCCGUCUUAGUGGGAGUUUCCACUCCUGAACGGCUGCAGAAUGAAACUUCUCCUGCCAAUCAAGCUUUCCAGUGGUUACUUGAAGAAGAUCCAGCACAGUUGGAGCCGGAUGAUGUAGAGGUACCCGCAAGGUUUGCAUUGGCGACCAUGCACUUUGGGACUCAAAACGAAGCAUGGACCCGCAAUGGCCAUUGGAUGUCCGAAGCAAGCGUUUGUCACUGGUAUGGCGUCGAAUGCGAGGGCUCUAUGGUGACACAUCUGAACCUGACGAACAAUCACAUCUGGGGUGACUUUCCCAUCGAAUUCCAAGCGCUGAGUGAGCUGCGAGUGUUGGAUCUUUCAAAGAACCUUCAAUUGAAGGGUUCUCUCUCGGCUGAUCUUUUCACAGCUUGGAGCCAAAUGGAAUAUCUUCUGCUUCAGGAGAAUCGAUUUGGAGGUCGGUUGCCAGAAGAGAUUGGCGCACUCACUCGACUUACCCAGCUCUCGCUUUGGGGUAACGAGUUGAGUGGUCCAAUAGCGCCAACUUUGAACAAGUUGACCAAUAUGAGGGCCUUGAUGCUGCAGGAUAACAGCUUCAUUUCAACAAUUCCCGAUCUGUCCUCAUUGCAGGAGCUAGCCUAUCUACAUCUAGACGUCAACAAACUGACAUCUACGAUUCCAAGUUGGAUUGGAAAGCUCACGCAGCUUCGCGAUCUGAGAGUACACCAGAAUAGCCUUACUGGAACCAUCCCAAAAGAAUUGGCCAACGCCCAGAACUUAGGGGUCUUCUUCGCAGGGGACAAUCGAUUGGCAGGGUCGAUUCCAGAAAUCUUCCAAGAUCUUCCCGAACUGAGUGACUUGCAGCUCCAUCGAAACAUAUUCCGAAGCAGUCUUCCUACUUCCAUUCAGUACCUCACAAACCUCAGACGCUUCACGAUUGACCAUUGUGGCAUGACAGGAACACUGCCACCAGCAUGGCAAGCUCUUAGCAAGCUCCAAGUACUCGCAAUCAAUCACAACAAUUUGGUGGGCCCCCUUCCCACGACAUACGGCAACAUGAGGAGUCUGCGCGAUCUUUGGGUGAAUCACAACUUCCUGCAAGAAGCUAUUCCCAGCGAGCUCGGGAAGCUAACGGAUUCCCUGGUACGAUUAUAUCUCGAGAGCAACGCUUUCCAUUCGACCGUUCCGGCAGAGUUGGGAAAUCUCGACAAACUUGAACAGUUUCGCGUCUUUGAGACUCUAGUAACGGGGACCAUGCCCCAUGCAGUUUGUGACUUGGUGAACCAGGAUGACAACAAACUUGAGCAAAUCCAAGCAGACUGCGAGAAGGUUGUCUGCGAUUGCUGCACUACUUGCUUCUGA
Messenger RNA from Seminavis robusta, 3550 nucleotides. The record is from the annotation of a GenBank genome assembly. Lineage: Eukaryota; Bacillariophyta; Bacillariophyceae; Naviculales; Naviculaceae.